UUAUUUUGCAAGGUGUCAUUACCCUACAAGUAUUCUGAGUGGUGUUAGCACUAUUAAUGUCUGCGUUUACUACUCAUAAACAAACAGGAAAUGACUGGGGAGCUCUGGGGCUCACUGGGGGCUCUGUAAAAGGAAGCAAGUGAACACCUGGGCACAUUAACAUGAAUUUCAAAACCUUCGGCUAAAAAGAAAUAUAUCUAUUCUGUAAACCACAUAGCCUCACAUUUCCCUCAACCAUCGCUCUGCAUCCCCCCAUCCGAAGUGCAAUUCCUUUCCACCAGCCACAUCUCUUCUUCCUCUUUAGUGAUUCUGCCUAAUGCCCCACACCCAUGCCUCUCCCGUGCCUGAGACACUUCUUGGGAAUCACUAUUGUAAAGACUCCACUUUAUACAUCAGAUGUCUUAAUAGCCACAUUUAGGAUAUGUACAGUUGAGCUAAACAUAUUUUUACUGAUCUUUUGGGUUUUUUUAAUGUAUAGUUUAAAAAGUUACUGUAAAUAUGUAUGCUAGAAUCUUGCUGUCUUACUAAGUGACUGCAACCCUGUGCAAAUCAUUGUAUCUCACCUUCAGUUUCAUGAAAGUAAAAAAUGACUGGAAAAAUCAUAGACAGUACAAAGUGUUUGCCAGGGCCUGUGGCAGGAAGGAAUAGAGAAUGAUUGCUAAUGAGGAUGGGUUUUUUAGGGGGUGGGUGUGUAAUGAGAAUGUUCUGGAAUUAGAUAGUGACAAUGGUGGUACAAUUUUGGGUAAAACACUGAAUUAUACACUAUAAAAGGGUGAAGUUAUAGUAUAUGAAUUACAUCUCAAUUAUAGAAAAAAAAAUCUUAAGGGGAAAAGAAGAGGCUGGAGAAUUUCAUGUAUUCCAAAAAAGAUUUCUAUAUCCCUCUGUGCCUACCAGACUUUAAAACCGGUCAGCAGGAUUUAUUAACACUUGAGUCAUUUUGUAAUUUAACAGAGUUAAGAAAGUUAGAUAUAUAUGUGAAUUAGACCAUGAGUGAGAAUCUGUAUUGGAAUUUUUUCCUAAAAUUUCAGAAAAAUCUAAAUCGUUUUGACCAGGAUGUAGGGAUUAUUAUAAAAGGUGAAAUAAAUUCCUGAACUGAAUAGUUGUCCAGGGUAGAAGUGAAGAGUAGACAAGUCCUUACAGCUUGCUAAUAAUCAGACAUGACUUUUCCUUUUUUAUGCCAAGCUCGACCUGACCACUUUCUCAGGCUGGCCCAGGAGAGUUGUCCACUGAAGGCUAGCAGUGCCCUUGGCUGUCUGGUCACCAUUCUGACCCUCUUAUUUGCACUUAUCUGAUCCUGUUCAAAGGGGGAAUGAUAUAUAAAAAAAUAAAAGUUCCCCAUUUAUCGAGUGGAACUUUAUUUAGUUAAUGCUACAGCAUGCCAGAUGCUGGCUUAUGCUCUGGGUGAACACACACAGAGGAGAACAAAACAGGUGUGCUUCUUCACAUGGUGUGAAGAAUCCAUAGUCUGAUGAUAGAGACAAAUAUUAACAAGUAAAUACACAAAUCGUGUGCAGGUACAACCUGAAACAGGAAAAGGGGUGCAUGCUGUGAAGAAAAGGAAGAGUGCUUUGAGGAAUAACAGUGGCGACAUAAGUUUAUGGGGUCAAGGAAUACUCCUUUGUGGAAGUUAGAUUUAACUCAGGACCUGAGGGAGGAGUUAGCCAGGCAAAGACUAGAGAAAGAAUUGCAUAUUCAAAAACCAAGAGUGGGAAAGAACUUGUCCUUGAUUAAGGAAAUAGAAGAAGGCCAGAGGCACCUAGCUGGCUCAGUCAGAAGAGCAUGCGACUCUUGAUCUUGGGUCAUGAGUUAGAGCUCCACAUUGAGUGUAGAGAUUACAUAAACAGGAAAACUUAAAAAAAAAUUACUUUAAAAAAAAGAGAGAGAAAGCCCAGAAGGGGUAGAGGCUGUAAAUGAAGGCAGAGAGAGAGCUUUAGGGGAUGAAGUUGCAGGGGAAGGCAGAGGUAGUAAGGCCUUGGAGGCUAGAGCAGGUUAAAUAGGGGCCCUUUAAAAGAUAUGUUUAUGUCCCUGAAACCUGUAAAUGUGACUUUGUUUGGGAAAAAAGUUCUUUCCAGAUGUAAUUAAGUUAAGGAUCUCAAGAAGAGAUCAUUCUGGAUUAUCUUGGUGAGCCUUGAAUCCAAUGACAAGUGUUAUUAGGAGAGACACAGAGGAGAUAAGAGAAGAAGCCAGAGGCAGAGAUUGGAGUCAUGCAGCCAGGAGCCAAAGAGCUUCUGGAGGCACCAGACCUUGGAAGAGACAAAGGAUGGAAUCUCCUUUAGAACAUUAGAGAGAAUCCUACCAAUGCCUUGAUUUUGUACUUCUGGCCUUGGGGACUGUACGAGAAUAAAUUUGCUUUGUUUUAAGCCUCCAAGAUUUUGGCAAUUUGUUAUGGCAGCCCUAGGAAACUAAGGCGGAGGCCAUGUUUUAGGAUUUUAUUCUGAGAGUUGUGAAAAGUUGUUGAAGAGUGUUAAGGAAGGGAAUGGCAUAAUCUGAUUUAGACCUCAAAAAGAUCACUCUGCUCUGUGGAUACUGAACUAUUAGUAGAGAAGUCAAUUAGGAGAUAUUUUAGUAAUACCAGCAGGAGUUGAUGAUGGUUCAGACUAGGGUGGUGCUCUGGGAAAGAGAGAAAUUUGGGAGUUAUUAGCAUACAGAUGGUAUUUAAAGUUGUCAAAAGUUCAGAAAUAACAGAAGUAAAACUGAGGAAUCCCUGAAAUAGUAAUUAAAGUUUAUUGUGCACAUACCAUAAAGAUAGUUUGCAAACUGGGAACAUUCAAAACAUGCAGUGAGGCUCAGGGGUAUGUUAUAAAGCAGCUUAUAUAGUGAGAAAGCAGUGACUUUAUUCUUCACAUUGAUUGCUUGUAAUAUUAGAGUUCUCUUAAAUGAUAGGGUGUUGGUCAGUAGUUACCUUGGGAAACAGUUCAAGUUUUUGCUUGUGAUUUCCAGAGACAUAAGCAAGAAAUGACCUAGGUCAAGUUAGUUUGACAAAAUAAGCUAAAUUAAUCUUUGUUUGUGUGAUUAAACUGUUUUUGUCUACUGAGGGAAUUUUCAAGGCUGGCCUCCAUUUGUUUUCGACUUCAGCAAAGUCAUGGGAAUAUUUGAGAUCACCUGGGAAGAACAUAGAACCAUGAGGGCAAAUAGCCCAAGUUUAGUCCUAAAGAUCCCAAACCUUUAGACAAGAAGAAGAAAUGGCAAAAGAAUCUAAGAAGAAAUAAUCAGAAAGAUAGAAGGAAAGCCAUGACAGUAGGGUCUCAUGAAAGCCAAGGUCUAGGGUGGGGGAGAAAUGUGGAAUUGAGAGGAGAUGUUAAAUAGUCAUUAGGAGAGUAGGGAGGGAAGUAUUGCAGAAUUGAGCACUACCGGGCAGUGUAGAGAUCCAGGUGACAUUAGUGGUUAUACAUUUACCGUGUUUCUAAUCUGUUUGGGGGUGUGUCUAGCUACUCUCACUGGUACAAAUAUAGGUCCAGAAAAGCCAGAGUGACUGGGAUUUAGCUGGGGAAACUUGAAGGAAGGAGGGAGAGUCAGGGGAUUGAAUGAAUGUAUGUGUGAGAGGGAGCUUAUCAGUAGGAUAAAGAGAGAAAUGAAGGUGAUGAAAAGAGAGCCUCCAUGGAGAAUAUAGGUCAAUGGAUUGGAGUGAUAUAGAAAUUACUUGACUAAACUGUAAGGAAAGCAGCUUGUCAGAGGAUGGCAGGCUUCAAUUCAUGAUCUGGGAAGUGUUCAGUUUCUGCUGAUGACAAGAUGCAGGGUGUGGCCACGGAAGGAAUUGCCAAGGAAGCGUGGAAGAAAAGGGCCUUGGAGCAUUCUGGUUGUCCCCUUGGUCUGAAAUGCUCUUCACUUCCUCACUCUGCUUGGCUGGCUCCUUCUUGUCCUUCUGCCUCUCCUUAAAAUGCUACUGAUAAUUCCAUCUGAACUACUGCUUCUUGGGAUACGUUCCUCAUGCUAUGGAAUUGCAAGCCACAAGCUAGAGCUUUCAGAUACGUGGGUCACAAGGAUGUGGUAACCAGCGUGCAGUUUUCCCCACUUGGAAACUUACUGGCAUCUGCUUCAAGAGACAGAACCAUUAGACUCUGGAUUCCUGAUAAGAGAGGAAAAUCCUCUGAAUUUAAAGCUCAUACAGCUCCAGUUCGAAGUAUAGACUUUUCAGCCGAUGGCCAAUUUCUAGCUACAGCUUCUGAAGACAAAUCUAUCAAAGUAUGGAACAUGUAUCGCCAGCGUUUCUUGUAUUCCUUGUACCGACAUACCCACUGGGUACGCUGUGCCAAAUUUUCACCUGAUGGAAGGCUAAUUGUAUCAUGUAGUGAAGAUAAAACUAUUAAAAUUUGGGAUACCACAAAUAAGCAGUGUGUUAAUAACUUCUCAGAUUCUGUAGGGUUUGCAAAUUUUGUGGGCUUUAACCCUACUGGUACAUGCAUAGCUUCAGCAGGUUCUGAUCAUACCGUGAAAAUCUGGGAUAUAAGAGUAAACAAAUUGCUCCAGCAUUAUCAAGUUCACAGCGGUGGAGUUAAUUGUGUAUCAUUCCAUCCUUCGGGUAACUAUCUCAUCACUGCGUCUUCAGAUGGCACACUUAAGAUUCUGGAUCUCUUAGAAGGAAGACUUAUAUACACACUUCAAGGACAUACGGGACCUGUCUUUACUGUUUCAUUUUCAAAAGGUGGAGACCUGUUUAGCUCCGGAGGUGCAGAUGCACAGGUCUUAUUAUGGAGGACUAAUUUUGAUGGCUUGAAUUGUAAAGACAUUAUUAAAAGAAAUCUCAAAAGAUUACAUUUUGAUUCAUCACCACAUCUUGUUGAUAUAUACCCAAGAACACCACAUCCCCAUGAAGGAAAAAUUGAGACUGUUGAAAUUAAUCCAAAGCUUGAGGUAAUCGAUUUGCAGACUUCUUCUCCCCCUGUUAUGGACAUCCUUUCUUUUGAUUCUACUACAACAACAGAUACCACUGUUAGAACCUUAGCAGACAAAGGUGAAGAGAUCAACAGUUAUUUCUUGAACCCUUCUUUAUUGUCAUCGGAAUGUUCACCAACAACCUCGAAAAAGAAAACAGAAGACACGAGUGACUUCCCUUCUGAGAGCCAGAGAAGCAUACCACUCGCCGUGACUGAUGCUUUAGAGCACAUCAUGGAACAACUCAGUGUUUUGACACAGACUGUUUCAAUCUUGGAGCAGCGACUGACUUUGACAGAGGAUAAGCUGAAAGACUGCCUUGAAAAUCAGCACAGGCUUUUCAAUGCUAUCCAGCAGAAAAGUUAAAUAGAAAAGUAUGAGCAGAGGCAUGAUAAACGAACACAUGUACAUAGGCUCAGGAAGGUAGUACGAGACGCUCCCUUCAUGCAACACAACCAUGUGCUGAUUAUAAUGAUCAUGGCAUCUCUUAAAAGGGUGAGCAACAGAACCAAAGGCAGAAAAGGCACAAUUAACGACCAAUUUAAACACGCAUAUCAAUGUCAAGGACUAAUUCAAAUCAUUACUGAUUAUAAUUGCAGUAAUAAAGUGGUAAGUAUUCAAGUGGCUCUAUAUUUUCCCCCAUAUUAUUUUAAAUGCCAGUUUUCAUUUAUAGUCCAAAUCCUGCCAGGAAAGUAAUCAAAUCUUUGAGUUUCAUUGUUAAAUCAUUGCAGUUAAUCACAUUCAGGCAAUUCCUUAAAGCAAUGGAUGUGUUUCUUUAGUGAACAACACCGUUGGGGUGCAGUAAUACAGUUACCUCUAAAACAGCAUCCUGUAUGCAGAGAAUGAGUUAGUGCUCUGACUCAUAUUUCUUUUAGCUGAAAAACAUUUAUUCUUUCUUAACAAUGCCCUGAAAUGCUGAUCUUACAAAAUUCCCAAAGUGUAGAAUUUCCACAGCAAGAACACGCUUAUUUUAAUUAGCAACAGCACAUACGUGGCACAGGGCGGUGGGUUGUUACUUAACUUAUGUUGUACAUGGCUUAUCCUUUGCUCAACCUGAAAGAAAAUGAAGAGCUAAAAAUGCGAGAAGCUCACGCGUCUUUCCUCUCGUAGAUGAGUGCACUGAAUGAUUUGGGUUGUGUCCAGACCUAAGCCCUGGUUUACAAAGCCGGCAUUAAGAGUGGUUUCAGUAAGCUCUGGAGCUUGAAAGAUGCAACGGCGAUAUUUACAAAUACACACACAUGUACAUUCAUAUGCUUCAGAAAUGUUGCUGAGGGUGAUUCUGGCAGCUGAGUAAUAAGUCCGUAUAAUAUUCACAUCAUUGUCUUCCUAUUUUUUUUUUAAAUGAAUGUGAUUUAAAACAAAAUGAAAUUGAGCCUGGCCUUCUAAAAAAUGCUUCGGGUGAUUUGGUUACAAAUUAAGAAUUUUGUUUUAUCUAAAACAAGGGAUUAAAUUGAAGAAAAACAGAUUAAUAUUAGCUUGUUUUUCUGUUAACCUAAAUCAAGAACAAAGAAGGUGGGAGAGGGCAGUCACAUUUAUGCUGUCUGUAGGUAACAUGGGGAAAAUGUUUUGAAAAAGAAGCAAAAGUCAAAUCCUAUUUAUGUACGAGUCUGUAUUUAUAAAUUUUUCCCAAAUAAUUUCAAUCAUAUCUAUAAGGUGGUUUUUAAAAAAAAUCAUCUCAUUCUGUGUUUUAAGUGCCUUUUUGUAUUGUACUAAGUGUGAACUUGUAGACAUUUUCAAGAGUUUAUAAAGACUAAGUGGUAUUGUAUUUUUAUAACCUUGUACAAAAGACCAAGAAAUGAAAUGUCAUAAUGUUUUUUGUUUACAAUUUCUUAAGCCUCAAACAAUAAAGACACUUUACCUUAAAAAAAA
Acinonyx jubatus (cheetah) is the source of this 6741-nucleotide messenger RNA. It is a transcript of the gene POC1B, whose product is annotated as POC1 centriolar protein B. The record is from RefSeq and is a predicted model, not a curated record. The coding region runs from base 3928 to 5238 and encodes 436 amino acids. Gene Ontology annotation, biological process: cilium assembly. Gene Ontology annotation, molecular function: protein binding. The transcript is spliced from 11 exons. Lineage: Eukaryota; Metazoa; Chordata; Mammalia; Carnivora; Felidae. Gene Ontology annotation, cellular component: centriole; ciliary basal body.